This is a messenger RNA of Dermacentor silvarum, 2497 nucleotides long. RefSeq lists its product as uncharacterized. The transcript has 8 exons. The record is from RefSeq and is a predicted model, not a curated record. The coding region runs from base 272 to 2497 and encodes 741 amino acids. Lineage: Eukaryota; Metazoa; Arthropoda; Arachnida; Ixodida; Ixodidae.
CAUCGCCGCUUAUCACGACAAAGCUAGUCACACGUGGGCACAAGCAGUGCUCACUUCCCCCUCUCCCCUCCUGGCUAUAAAAGCCCGAUUCUACGAUCAAUAAACGCUUCUUCUUUUGCUUGCACGGGACUCGUCUCAUUCGGGGAUCGGAGCGCGCGCUGGGUGGAACUUUACGAUGUAACAGUGGCGACGAAGGCGGAAAAAAACCCUCGGAAUCAAGAACGAGCCAGACAACGGAGACCAAGCAGCGGCUGCGGAAAGAAUUGUUCCAAUGGCGCAUCAACAGCUACCGGAUUAUGACGACGAAAGGGACAACUGGAAAGCAUACAUAAUCAAAGCAGAGGCUUACUUCGAAGCGACGGGUAUCAGCGACCAGACCAAGAAGAGGGCAUUGCUUAUCGCGGCGCUGAACACAAGAACCGUGCAAGUGCUCGCAGGAAGGGUGGCACCAAGGAAGCCCAACGCGCUCACCUAUGACGAAGUAGUCAAAACACUGGAUGAUUACUUCGACCCAAAGCGUCACGAAACUACGGAAAGUUUCCGGUUUUUCAACCGCUCUCAAAAGGAAGGUGAGCCUGUUCAUGAAUUUAUUCUGGAACUACGACGCAUUGCCGACAAUUGUAAUUUUGGCACAAUGCUCGAUCGAAUGCUUCGAGACCGUAUUGUAUGCGGUGUACGGUCCAGCGCGUUGCAGAAGCAUUUGCUGGCAAAGGAAAAUUUAACACUGCAGGAAGCGGAAACCAUGGCGCUCGCAGCCGAAGCGGCGGAAAAAGGGGCGGAGAAAAUAAGCUCAGAGCUAACAGUGCUUAACGUUGAUGCGCGACAGAGAACGGGGAACGAGGUGGUGUCAGAAUGCAGCCGGUGUGGCAGCAGCAGGCAUAGCCGCAAUGCUUGUGACUGUACAGGUCUCAGUCUAUGCGGACGUGACUUGAUCGCCCAGAUUUCAAAGUCAGGAAUCCCAAUCUUCAACCUGAGGGCCCAGCCGGACACCCAUUCGGGAACGACCAAGUCUGCCGUAGAGGACAUCCUCGCCGAGUUUCAAGACGUGUUCCAGCCAGAAGUCGGAGUGAUUGAUGGGCCCCCGGCGCGCCUACUACUAAAGGAGGGAGCCACACCAAAAUUUUACCACCAGCCGCUCCUGGGCCUCCUGAAGUCUGACAGGCCUACACCACCACUGGCUGCUGCUCGUAUCCAGCGGUGGGUGUUGUAUCUCAGAGGAUUCCGCUACAGGCUACAAUACUGUCCUGGAUCUACAAAAACGGACGAGUGGACGGUGCCAGCGGACGUCGCCGUUCAUGUCCGUAAUUACGGGCAGGGAGAUAAGUGGACUCCAGGAAGAACCGUAUCCGUAUCCGGCGCCCGAAUGGUCACCAUUGAUACACCUGAGGGACCCGUACGGCGGCACGUUGAUCAGGUGCGCUCGGCCCAGUCAAGCCCGGGGCAGUGUGAACCUAUUCCCGAAAACAAGGAAGAGACAGAACCAUCCACGAAGCAGGUAGUGUCCCCAGUACGACCACCUGUCCAGGGGCCGACGCAAGACACCCCACCUGCAGAUGCUGGCGAAUUGGAUAUCCGGCAGCCGCCAGUGCUGGAAGCGGCGCAGCAGCCGCGUAUUGGCAUGGGACCGAGCUGGUGCGCUGCAAUCCACUCCAAUUGCGCCAGGCCCACACUCUCCAGCACCUUGCAGGCUGCAGAGCUGAGGGAGACUGUCCUGUACGAAGACAGUGCUGUGGCAGGCUUCCGUGGCUUCAGGAUCGGCGCUACCACUGCUGCUCGCCAACUCUCUGCACUCCAGGAACCCUUGCCGACCGGCAUCCUCCAGAUUCCACAGCAUCUGGAAUGUAAUGCCAUCAGCUCCAAGCCUGCUCCGGCGCUUGGUCCUGCUGAGUCCUGCUUCCAGCUCGUGUAUCCGAAUGGGCUCGCUACACAGCUGUGCAGCCACCUAUCCUGGAUGAUGGCAGGAGGCAGGAUAUUGCAGUGCAGCAGCCGGUGGUGGUGUGGCCAGCAUAGCAGGUACUCAGGCAGCAAACCUGUCCGCCAAGAGCUCCGCCAGGGCAGCAGCGCUGAUGCCCAGGCACUUCAGCAGGCGCCACGCACGGGUACCAUCCUGGCUUCGGCUGAUAGAAGAGGAGACGCCCUCCCGGUUUUGGCGCCGGCGUCUCCGUGCGUGGCUCCUGCAGACGGCAUCCACUCGGCGGUACUUAGUCCAAAGCUCCGGCCGGGCAGUGCGCAAUGCCUGGUGUUAUUCCGCUCGCAGGGCCAGGUGCCGCAAGUCCGGAACCGGCUGGCCCACCUGUGCUGUCGUGCUGACAGUUGCGGCCCUGAUGCUAUCGACCACCAGCUGGAGGAAAUCUCUGCUGGAGGUGUCCUGAUGGCAGAGCCGUCUGAAGGCCCGCCAGUUCACGAUGUGGCACUUCCGACUCAGGCGCAGUUCCUCAGCAGCUACGUACACCUCCUGCAGAGCAACCACAUUAUACUCGCUCUGAAGGUGAUGUAG